AUGAAGCUUCUGCAGAUUGUCUGCUCCAUCCGUAUCCUGACCCUUCCUCCAAGCACCAAGCACUGCCAAGCGCUGCUGAUGCUGCUGCUCUUCGGCGGGCUGGUGCUGCAGUACGUGUGCCCGGGCAGCGAGUGCCGGCUGCGGGAGCGCCUGGCCGGGCGCGCCGCGGCGGCCGCGGCGGGGCGCCAGGCCGGCGCCGACCCGUACCGCGCGGAGGACGAGAUCCCGGCGCGCUUCGUGCCGCGCCUCAACUUCUCGGCCGCCGAGCUGCUGCGCCGCGUGGACUUCCACAUCGCCGGCGACGACCUGAUCGUGUUCCUGCACAUCCAGAAGACGGGCGGCACCACCUUCGGGCGCCACCUGGUGCGCAACAUCCAGCUCGAGCAGCCGUGCGAGUGCAAGGCCGGGCAGAAGAAGUGCACCUGCCUGCGGCCGGGCAAGCGCGAGACCUGGCUCUUCUCGCGCUUCUCCACCGGCUGGAGCUGCGGGCUGCACGCCGACUGGACCGAGCUCACCAACUGCGUGCCGUCCGUCGUGGACAGCAAGAAGGACGCCAAGCUGCGCCCUACCAGGAAUUUCUACUACAUCACCAUCCUGCGAGACCCGGUAUCCCGCUACUUGAGCGAGUGGCGGCAUGUGCAGCGGGGAGCCACGUGGAAGGCGUCGCUGCACGUCUGUGAUGGACGGUCGCCCACGUCGGAAGAGCUGCCCAGCUGCUACUCGGGGGAUGACUGGUCGGGCUGCUCACUGCAAGAGUUCAUGGACUGCCCGUUCAACUUGGCCAACAACCGCCAGGUCCGCAUGUUGGCCGACCUCAGCCUCGUAGGAUGUUACAACUUGUCCGUCAUGCCGGAAGAGCAGCGAAACAAGGUGCUCCUGGACAGCGCCACGGAGAACCUGAAACGGAUGGCCUUCUUUGGCCUCACGGAGUUUCAGAGGAAGACUCAGUACCUCUUCGAGAAGACCUUCAACAUGAACUUCAUCUCGCCAUUCACACAGUACAAUAGCACAAGGGCCUCCAGCGUAGACAUUGACGAGGAGACUCAGAAGCGUAUCGAGGUCCUCAAUUUUUUAGACAUGGAACUGUACGAUUAUGCAAAGGAUCUUUUCCUGCAAAGGUACCAGUACAUGAGGCAGAAGGAGCACCAGGAAGCCAGAAGGAAGCGCCAGGAGCAGCGGAAGAUCUGGCGGGCAAAGCAAGGGCACAGCAAGGACCAGAGCGCCCCCAAUUCGACUUCUGACUACGUGGGGAAUGUGGAGCAGUGGCGAUAA
This is a messenger RNA of Varanus komodoensis (Komodo dragon), 1272 nucleotides long. It is a transcript of the gene HS6ST2, whose product is annotated as heparan sulfate 6-O-sulfotransferase 2. The transcript has 3 exons. Gene Ontology annotation, molecular function: heparan sulfate 6-sulfotransferase activity. The record is from RefSeq and is a predicted model, not a curated record. Gene Ontology annotation, cellular component: membrane. NCBI's taxonomy places the organism in Eukaryota, Metazoa, Chordata, Lepidosauria, Squamata, Varanidae. Bases 1 to 1272 code for a protein of 423 amino acids.